Sclerotinia sclerotiorum 1980 UF-70 is the source of this 1680-nucleotide messenger RNA. RefSeq lists its product as hypothetical. Gene Ontology annotation, biological process: vacuole inheritance; nucleus-vacuole junction assembly. NCBI's taxonomy places the organism in Eukaryota, Fungi, Ascomycota, Leotiomycetes, Helotiales, Sclerotiniaceae. Gene Ontology annotation, cellular component: fungal-type vacuole membrane. The record is from RefSeq and is a predicted model, not a curated record. The transcript has 7 exons. Bases 1 to 1680 code for a protein of 559 amino acids. Gene Ontology annotation, molecular function: protein binding; protein-membrane adaptor activity.
AUGGGUGGUGUCUGCUCUUCUUGCUGCGGAGGUAAAUCCCGAGAUGGCUUAUAUGAGCCGGUGCUUGCAGAAAGCGAAAGAGAAGCGGUGGCAGACCUUCUACAAUACCUCGAGAACCGCGGCGAGACCGACUUUUUCUCCGGCGAACCUCUACGAGCUUUAAGUACCUUGGUAUUUUCUGAUAAUGUCGAUCUUCAGCGAAGUGCUAGUUUAACAUUUGCUGAGAUAACCGAACGAGAUGUCCGUGAAGUAGAUAGAGAUACCCUCGAGCCGAUACUCUUCCUCCUGCAAAGUCCAGAUAUGGAGGUGCAGCGAGCGGCUAGCGCAGCUCUUGGGAAUCUCGCAGUUAACACGGAAAACAAAGUAGCAAUCGUACUUCUUGGGGGCCUUACACCCCUCAUCCGACAGAUGAUGUCCCCAAAUGUCGAGGUGCAAUGUAACGCUGUUGGUUGCAUUACCAACUUAGCAACACACGAGGAUAAUAAGGCCAAGAUCGCACGAUCAGGGGCAUUGGGGCCCCUCACUCGUCUAGCAAAAUCUAAAGACAUGCGUGUGCAGAGAAAUGCAACCGGUGCUUUGUUGAACAUGACCCAUUCCGAUGAGAAUCGCCAGCAGCUGGUUAAUGCUGGUGCCAUACCCGUUCUAGUACAGCUCCUCUCAUCUUCAGACGUAGAUGUACAGUACUACUGCACAACAGCUUUGAGUAAUAUCGCCGUUGAUGCUAAUAACCGCAAAAAACUCGCCCUGAACGAGAAUAGACUCAUACAGUCUCUUGUGAACCUCAUGGAUUCGUCAUCACCUAAAGUUCAAUGUCAAGCAGCUCUAGCUCUACGAAAUUUGGCUUCCGAUGAGAAGUACCAACUGGAAAUUGUGCGCGCUCGCGGUUUAGCUCCAUUGUUACGACUUUUACAAUCCUCAUAUCUACCAUUAAUACUUUCAGCUGUCGCUUGCAUACGCAACAUAUCGAUACAUCCAUUAAACGAAUCCCCAAUUAUUGAUGCUGGCUUCCUUAAACCAUUGGUCGAUUUACUAGGUUCCACCGAUAAUGAAGAAAUUCAGUGCCACGCCAUUUCGACACUUCGUAACCUUGCUGCUAGCUCUGAUCGAAACAAGGAGCUUGUUUUACAAGCCGGAGCUGUUCAAAAAUGCAAACAACUUGUUCUGGAUGUGGCCCUUAGUGUUCAGUCCGAAAUGACUGCCGCAAUCGCUGUAUUGGCAUUAAGUGACGAUCUCAAGACCCAACUUCUCAACCUAGGGGUGUUCGAUGUCCUUAUUCCAUUAACAGAUUCCGCGAGUAUCGAAGUUCAAGGUAACAGUGCUGCGGCGCUUGGUAACUUGUCUUCCAAAGUCGGUGAUUACUCUAUCUUCAUUUCAGCCUGGACAGAACCACACGGAGGCAUUCACGGUUAUCUAAAACGAUUCCUUGCUAGCGGAGAUCCAACCUUCCAACACAUUGCAAUCUGGACAUUAUUACAACUAUUAGAAUCCGAGGAUAAGAAAUUGAUAGCUUUGAUUGGAAAAUCGGAAGAGAUUGUACAAAUGAUCAAGACUAUUUCCGACAAACAAAUUGAAUCUGACGACGAAGGUGAAGAAGAUGGCGAAGGAGAGGUUGUUCAACUUGCUCAAAGAUCGUUACAACUACUCGGACAGAGUGGAAAGUCAUCCCAUAUCGAAGGUUGA